This is a messenger RNA of Penicillium chermesinum, 1038 nucleotides long. RefSeq lists its product as uncharacterized. NCBI's taxonomy places the organism in Eukaryota, Fungi, Ascomycota, Eurotiomycetes, Eurotiales, Aspergillaceae. The coding region runs from base 1 to 1038 and encodes 345 amino acids. Gene Ontology annotation, cellular component: nuclear pore. The transcript is spliced from 2 exons. Gene Ontology annotation, biological process: nucleocytoplasmic transport. The record is from RefSeq and is a predicted model, not a curated record. Gene Ontology annotation, molecular function: structural constituent of nuclear pore.
AUGUUCUCAGGUGGACAGCAGGCUGGCUCGACCGGCGGCGGUCUCUUUGGGUCUACCACAAAUACCGGCACUGGGACAGCCCAGACUGGGACAACAGGGGGCGGUUUAUUUGGUGGAGGGUUAGGCGCGAACACAGCCCAGACGCAAGCCAAACCUACCUUCGGUGGUCUUGGAAGCUCAACAGCAGGAGGUGGUGCAACGAACAAUGUAGUCCCGGGCGUCAAAGUCGACACGAGCAAUCUCCUGCCGACAACCAAAUUCGACAGCUGUACGGACGAGCUACGGAGCCAGAUCGAGUUCAUCGAUAACUACAUUCUAAACCAAAUGAAAAUGAGCCACGAACUCGCCGACUUGCUUCCCAACAUCGAGACGCAAGGCGCCUCUAUCCCAAAUGAUGUGGAUUUUGUACAGAACAAGCUGGAGACAUUGCAACACGCCCUGGAGAACGAUGCCAGCGACAUUGACGGACUACGAAACAUUGUCCUCCGAGAUGCCGGGGAAGCGCAGGUCACCUUCCGCGCGAUUGACAUGCUGAAGUUGCCCCUGCAGUACCAAUCAGCCAGCGGUGGCUGGUGGUCAGUGCAGGAUCAAAAGGUGCCAGAACGGCGGUCCACUCGUAAGAACACAUUGGCGCUUCCGGAUGAGGUGGACGGUGAUCCGUCCACCGCUACCGAGGUCAAUGGAGUUCCCGUUAAUCUGGUGGACUACUUCUCGCUCCGCGCAGACGAGAUGGGCUCUGUGCUAGACCGCUACAAGGGCAACCUCAAAGAAAUUGAAGACCACCUGUAUGGGGUGGAGCUUUCUUUGAACCGCCAAAUCAAUGAAUUCGUCAGCUCCCGGUCUCGCGACGGCGCGGGCCACGGAGCACCUAAGUCUGCCAUUAACGACUUAGCUGCCGUCCUGGGGAUGUGGAGGCCGGGAUCAUGGGGGUGGCUGCUCGACUGGGCAGCGUAUCGGAGCAAGCGCAGGAGUUUACUUUGGGGCCUCUGUCUAUGGGCGAGGGUCGGUUGGGUUAGAUUACGGCACAGAACGGAGUAA